UACAGUAGCAUGUUCAGAAACUCUUCACCGUCACUGUUUGUUGUUAUUUUAUGUCACCUCGAGCUAACUCUCACAAGUAGCCAUCACUUUCGAUAGAGCGGGACAGAUUGAAGAAAACAGGUCAAGUUUAUAUAUUUCCAACGUGCUUUGUUCUCAAAGGAUAGAUUCGUAUAUAGUGGUCGGUCAACAAGUUGUCUAAUUUCAGUUACAGGCGUAUCUCUAGGUGACGAUGGGUUCUAUGUUCCGCAGUGAGGAGGUGUGCCUGGUGCAGCUCUUCCUUCAGUCUGGUUCGGCCUAUAACUGUGUCAGUGAACUGGGAGAACUGGGCCUGGUCGAGUUUCAGCAGUUGAACCCCAACGUCAACUCCUUCCAGAGGAAGUUUGUGGGGGAGGUGAGACGAUGUGAGAAACUGGAGAAAACCUUCUCGUUCCUGGAGCAGGAGAUCAAUAGGUCCCUGUCGCCCCCCCUCCAUGGUCCCCUUCCUCCCCCCUGCCCGACUCCCUUGGCCCCCCAGCCCAGAGAGGUGCUCACCAUUGAGGAGGAGAGUGAGAGGCUGGCCAGGGAGCUCAAAGAAGUGUCCAGGAACAGAGACGGUCUCAGAGCCCAGCUGACCAAGCUCAGCCAGUACAAAGGAGUUCUCACCCAGACCCACUCCCUCACCGCCUCACAGGCUCCACCUCCUCUACGGGAAACAGUAGGCAUAUUGGAGCCUAACCGUCAGGAUGUCCACCUCAGUUUUCAGGCUGGUGUGGUCCACCCCUGGAAAGUCCCAUCGUUUGAGCGGUUGCUAUGGCGAGCAUGCCGUGGUUACAUCAUCGUGAACUUCAGAGAGAUGGAGGAGCAGCUGGAGCAUCCUGACACGGGGGAGAUGGUGCAGUGGACAGUGUUCCUCAUAUCUUACUGGGGAGAUCAGAUCGGACAGAAGGUCAAGAAGAUCUGUGAUUGCUUCCACACGCAGGUGUUUGCGUACCCUGACAGCCCCACACAGAGAGAGGAGAUUCUCCAGGGACUGCAGGGCAGAAUUGAAGACAUCAAAUCUGUCCUCUUUCAGACAGAGCAGUUCCUCCAGCAGCUGUUGGUGCGUGCUGUAGCGGUAUUGCCCCAGUGGAAGGUGCGGGUCCAGAAGUGUAAGGCAGUCCAGGCUGUACUGAACCUCUGCAGCCCCUCCGUCACCGACAAAUGUCUGAUCGCUGAAGCCUGGUGUCCCGUCAGCAAGCUGCCCGAACUACGCAGUGCCCUGAGAGAAGGAGGGAGGAAGAGUGGCAGUGGGGUGGACUCGUUCUACAACCGCCUCCCCUGCUCCACCCCUCCUCCCACACUGUUUCCCACCAACUCCUUCACUGCAGGCUUCCAGAACAUUGUAGACGCCUACGGAGUGGCCAGUUACCACGAGGUCAACCCAGCGGUGUACACCAUCAUCACAUUCCCCUUCCUGUUUGCGGUGAUGUUUGGGGACGUGGGUCAUGGCCUGCUGAUGUUCCUGGCUGCCCUCUGGAUGGUUCUGGAGGAGAAGGACCCCAAACUCAGGAACAACACUAAUGAGAUCUGGAGGAUGAUGUUUGGAGGGCGCUAUCUGAUCCUGUUGAUGGGACUGUUCUCUGUCUACACUGGGGCCAUCUACAAUGAGUGUUUUAGCAGAGGACUCAGCCCCUUCAACUCCGGCUGGCAUGUAGGACCCAUGUUUGAGAACGGGGAGUGGAAUCCAACAACUGUUAAAGAGAACAACUUCCUGUCCCUGGACCCUAACAUCACUGGGGUUUUUACCGGACCCUAUCCCUUUGGCAUCGAUCCGGUCUGGGGUCUGUCCAACAACCACCUGACAUUCCUCAACUCCUACAAGAUGAAGAUGUCUGUCAUCAUCGGGGUCAUCCACAUGACCUUCGGAGUCUGUCUGUCCUUCUUCAACUACAUACACUUUAACCAGUUGAGCAGUGUGUUCCUGGUACUGAUCCCAGAGCUGUUCUUCAUGCUGUGUCUGUUUGGUUACCUGGUCUUCAUGGUCAUUUUCAAGUGGCUGGCCUUUGACACGGCCCACUCUAACUCCGCCCCCAGCAUCCUCAUCCACUUCAUAGACAUGUUCCUAUUCACCGAGAACAAGGAAAACCUACCCCUCUACGAAGGACAGAUGGUGGUGCAGAAUGUCCUGGUGGUGCUGGCGCUGUGUUUUGUUCCAGUCCUACUGCUGGGGAAACCCAUCCAUGAAUACAUCACACACAAGAGGAAACACCGGCACAUGGCAGGAGACAGACGACCCCUGUUGGCUGAGAACAGUUCCAUCAACGCUCAUCAGGGAGAGGUGGAGACAGGGAGUCACAGAGAGGAGGAGAAGGAGUUUGAUGCUGCUGAUGUGUUCAUGCACCAGGCCAUCCACACCAUAGAGUACUGUCUAGGCUGCAUCUCCAACACAGCCUCCUACCUACGACUGUGGGCCCUCAGCCUUGCACACGCACAGCUGUCAGAGGUGCUCUGGGUGAUGCUGAUGCGUAACGCCCUGACCUGGCAAGGCUAUGUGGGAUCUGUGGUCCUGUUUGUCUUCUUCUUCUUCUUCUCCGUGCUGACAGUCUCCAUCCUGCUGGUCAUGGAGGGCCUGUCUGCCUUCCUGCAUGCCCUGCGUCUGCACUGGGUGGAGUUCCAGAAUAAGUUCUACAGUGGAACAGGCUACAAGCUGAACCCUUUCUCCUUCUCAUCCCUGGUCCACUAUGUGAACAUUUAAACGAUCAAUGAAUUAUGAUUGCCAAAUGGUUAUAUUAACUUGCUCUGCACCUAUCACACCCCACACAUUUCAGAAUGAUUGCUGUCUCUUUUUGAAAGCUUGGGGUUUUGUAAAACGUGUUCAAUGUCCAAGAAUGCAUUGAGGCCUUUGCAGUAUGGUAUUGACUGUUUAUGUGCCUAUUUCAACAUGCAUGCUGUCAUCAAAAUCAGUGACUUUCUUGUUCCCUCUAUGCACUGAUCAUGGGGUGCGUCUGUAAAUUCACUUUGGCUAUCUACUCUGAUUUCAGAGCACUCUCGUCUGAGUGUGCCAGAGCGCAGAAUAACAGGAAUUUACGAACGCGCAACACCCGUUGAAUAUGACCAGUGUUUGCAAACAAACGUAAAUAAAUUGUUGCCAGCAGCACAGUUAGUCACCAACACUCUAGAUAACAUGAAAGCAGCCUAACCAGCUCUG
This is a messenger RNA of Coregonus clupeaformis (lake whitefish), 3166 nucleotides long. Its product is annotated as V-type proton ATPase 116 kDa subunit a3-like. NCBI's taxonomy places the organism in Eukaryota, Metazoa, Chordata, Actinopteri, Salmoniformes, Salmonidae. Gene Ontology annotation, biological process: vacuolar acidification; proton transmembrane transport. Bases 230 to 2713 code for a protein of 827 amino acids. Gene Ontology annotation, molecular function: proton-transporting ATPase activity, rotational mechanism; ATPase binding. Gene Ontology annotation, cellular component: vacuolar proton-transporting V-type ATPase complex; plasma membrane; vacuolar proton-transporting V-type ATPase, V0 domain. The transcript is spliced from 20 exons. The record is from RefSeq and is a predicted model, not a curated record.